Gastrolobium bilobum is the source of this 720-nucleotide messenger RNA. RefSeq lists its product as uncharacterized. The transcript has 5 exons. Gene Ontology annotation, molecular function: GTPase activity. Bases 1 to 720 code for a protein of 239 amino acids. NCBI's taxonomy places the organism in Eukaryota, Viridiplantae, Streptophyta, Magnoliopsida, Fabales, Fabaceae. The record is from RefSeq and is a predicted model, not a curated record. Gene Ontology annotation, biological process: translation.
AUGUGGAUAGUAUGUGAAGGGACUGCAAGUUGUCUCGAUAGUGAACAUGGAUGUCAUACUUCUCACCUUACAUCACCUGUUACUGAUUCCCUUUCUAGAGAAGAAUGGAGCACUCUUGUUUAUGAUUUACUGUUAUCACCCAAACAGGCUAUCCGUGUUGCUACACUGAAGCGCCGCUUUGCAGAUACUAUCUGUAAAGCACAAAAUGAAACACUUUUGGACCAGGUCUUAGUUAUGCCUUCAGCUGUUGUGGGGACAGUACGCUCAUUGGAGCGUGACUCUAAUGCCUGCAAGGUUGCAAGAGCUGGAGAUAACGUAGCUGUAACUUUGCUAGGUGUAGAUGGAAGUCAUGUAAUGGCAGGAGAUGUACUAUGUCAUCCUGACAUUCCUGUCACAGUUGCAAAGCAUUUGGAGUUGAAAGUACUUCUCUUGGAUGGUGCAAGUCCCUUAUUGUUAGAGUUUCAUAUACACCAUGCAAAGGAACCUGCUAGAGUUUCAAAAAUAUUGUCAGUACUUGAUCCCAAGACUGGUAAGGUAACCAAAAAGUCCCCACGUUGUCUUACUGCAAAGCAAAGUGCAGUAAUUGAGGUGAUUUUGCACGAGACAGUCUGUGUAGUAGAGUUCUCUAGUUGCAAAGCUCUUGGAAGGGUGUCCUUAAGAUCAUUAGGAAGAACAAUUGCUGUUGGACUUGUGACAAGAAUUAUUAAAGAUGAAAAUUAG